Molecule: messenger RNA, 1453 nt
Organism: Cladocopium goreaui
Lineage: Eukaryota; Dinophyceae; Suessiales; Symbiodiniaceae
Source: the annotation of a GenBank genome assembly
GAUCCUGUCUGUGAGUAUCCUCGUGGUUUGUGCCAGCGCUUGCUGCACUCGACAUGUCGCCAAGUAUUUUGUGGAUCCCCGGAGAGGUCUUCACAAGUACGUCCUGCUGACGUUGAUUUGCCUCUUCAUUCCGGGGCCGUACUUCCACGAUGGGUUGCUCCAGAGCUUCAAGACUCCCAUCUGUGAGGGGAUGCGACUGUCCAAUGCCGACUUUGCUUCUCUCUUUGUGGUGAGCUCCUUUACAGGGAUUUUGUGCUCCCCGGGCUCCCUAAUGAUCUCCCGCUUCGGGCGCACCCGAACGGCCAUCGCCGCCAGCUUCCUGGCGGCCAUUGGAUCCAGUGUGACAACGCUGGGAUUCGUAUGGACAAGUUUAGCCGCGAUGUGGCUUGGGCGUUUCCUCUUUUGGCUUGGCCUGAACGUGCUGCUGAUGGUGCAGACGAUUCUGGUCUACGACCUCUUUAAAGGAAGAGGUCUGAGCUGUGCGAUGACGACCAUCGUGUGCUCCAUCAGACUGGGAGGCAGCAUGUCAUAUCCACUCUCUGGACCAAUGUUGAGCCAGAUUGGAAUUGUGGCUUCUCUAUGGUUCUCAGUCGCCUUGGUGGUGGGAGCAUUUCUCUCCACUUUGCUUUUCGGCUACCUUUUUCGAUGGACUGCUACAGCGCGCGCUGUUCGUCCCAUGCUGGAACGCAGAACACCACGGUCAAGCAUUGAAUUUUCGCUGAUCAAACACCUUCCGAAAACUGUCAUUAUCUUCUUAUCAGGUAUUGCCGCAAUUUGGGGUGUGGUCUUCCCAUUUGAAGUGGUCGGUGACGACAUGUUGCAACGGGAAUUCGGCUACUCUGCUGACAAUGCUGGCUUCAUCAUUGCAGCCGCACCCAUGGUGUCCAUCUUCAGCCCAGCCUUGGUUCCUUUCCUGGGCUCCACAUUGCACCAGAAACUGGUGGCCUUUCGCUUAGGGCUGGUGACUCUGAUGAUUGCCUUCCUGGUCAUUGGAAUUUUUCAGCUUGCCAUCUUGGGUGUGGUGCUGGUGGGCUUUGGUUAUGCUGUAUCGGUGAGCGCAUCCUACAGCUGUUUGCCAAUGGUGAUUGCUGCAUCUGCACCUGAAGAUGAGCAUCAAACUCAUAAGAAAAUGGAGAAAUUAGCUGUGAGAAUGAACAUGGCUGGUUCGGGCUUCAGCAUGAUCGUCUCGAACCUUACCAUCGGCGUGAUUAAGGACCAUGCAUCGUACAGAUGGGCGUGCUUUUUCUUAGCCGGCAUGGCCACAUGUGGCGUUGUGAGUGUAAGCUGGGUGCGGUGUUUCUGUCCUGAGCCAGUGUGGCUCCCCUCGGAACCAUCCAGAGAGAUGGAGGAGACUCCCACCCCAGGCGAGACUGAGCAGCCUCCCAAUUUGCAUCGCCCAUGUUCCGCUGGCGCCUUGGAGAUUGAGGAUGAAUACUACCAGGCAUCUGCUUGA